Aspergillus puulaauensis is the source of this 1461-nucleotide messenger RNA. RefSeq lists its product as uncharacterized. The transcript has 4 exons. Gene Ontology annotation, molecular function: transmembrane transporter activity. Gene Ontology annotation, biological process: transmembrane transport. The record is from RefSeq and is a predicted model, not a curated record. Gene Ontology annotation, cellular component: membrane. The coding region runs from base 1 to 1461 and encodes 486 amino acids. Lineage: Eukaryota; Fungi; Ascomycota; Eurotiomycetes; Eurotiales; Aspergillaceae.
AUGUCUGUUGACCACAAGAAGGACCCGUUGAACGAUGAGCCCGAGGCCCUGGGCCAGAAGGAGGGCAGUAUUGUUGAAGAACACCUCAAUGAUCCUGCCUACCGGGCCCGAGAGAAGUGGAUGGUGCGAAAGCUAGAUAUAACGCUCAUGCCUAUUAUUUUCAUCCUCUACAUGUUCAACUACCUGGACAGGAACAAUAUUGCACAAGCAAAACUCGACUCGUUCGAAGAAGACCUUGGCCUCAAAGGAAGCGAUUACAGCACGGCGGUGGCUAUCGUGAACAUUGGAUACAUCCUGAUGCAACUGCCCAGUAACAUGAUCCUCACGAAGGUCCGACCCUCACUUUACAUUCCACUCUGGGUCUGCGUUUGGUCGGUUGUCUCAGGUGCAACGGCUGGUACAAACAAUUUCGGCGGCCUCAUUGGUGUCCGCAUAGUCCUUGGUAUCUGCGAGGCGCCCUUCUUCCCUGGUGUCUUCUAUCUUCUAUCCUGCUGGUACACGAAGAAAGAGCUGGCACUUCGUUAUGCAGUCCUGUACUCCGGACUCGUACUCGCGACAGCAACAUCCGGGCUGCUGGCGGCAGCCAUCUUCGCUGGUAUGGAUGGUACAGCAGGACUGCCGGGAUGGCGAUGGCUGUUUAUUAUCGAGGGCGCAGUGAGCUUUGUACUUGGUGUAAUAGCACCAUUCCUUCUACCAGACCUCCCAGGUCAGAACUCUGGAAGUGUACGCUGGCUGUUUAGUGAAGAAGAGCAGCGGCUGGCGGUUGACCGGAUGGCGCGCGAUGCGGUAUCGAACCAGGAGGAUAAUGCAUCAUUGAGACAUGGGUUGAAGCUCGCUGUGAUGGAUAUCAAGAUGUGGACUUUUGCGUUUAUCAUGUGUUGCAGCCAAAGUGCCUAUGGGUUCAACUACUUCUAUCCCGCCAUUGUCGAGGGAUUCAAUCUUGGAAGUAGGACUAUCACUCUGGCUUGCACUGCACCGCCGUAUAUCAUUGGAGCCUUUGUGGCGUAUGGUGUUGCCUGGUCGAGCGAUCGCUUCCACGACCGUGGGUUCCACGUUCUCACGCCAGUUCUUGUUGCUAUAGUAGGCUUCAUCAUCAGCGUUGCGACACUCAAUAUCCCAGUCCGGUAUUUUGCUUCGUUCCUGUACAUCUCCGGGAUAUUUGGUGCCAACGCUGUUGUAUUCAGCUGGGCAGCCACAACAGUCAGCGAUACCGCACAGAAAAAGGCAUGUGCGAUGGCCAUUAUCAACAUCACUGGCCAGCUGGGGAGUGUAUGGAGUCCGUUCUUCUUCCAUGAGAAUGAAGCUCCCCGGUAUCUGACGGCCAUGAUCUUGCUUCUGGUGUUUGCCAGCGUGGAGGCCGUGCUGUGUGUCUCGAUGAAGCUUCUGCUCCGUAGGGAGAAUAAGAAGCUGAUUGCCCGGGGGAACGAAGCUGGCGUUGUUCCUAACCUGUACACACUGUAG